Misgurnus anguillicaudatus (oriental weatherfish) is the source of this 2246-nucleotide messenger RNA. It is a transcript of the gene xrcc6, whose product is annotated as X-ray repair complementing defective repair in Chinese hamster cells 6. Gene Ontology annotation, biological process: telomere maintenance; double-strand break repair via nonhomologous end joining. NCBI's taxonomy places the organism in Eukaryota, Metazoa, Chordata, Actinopteri, Cypriniformes, Cobitidae. Gene Ontology annotation, cellular component: nucleus; Ku70:Ku80 complex. Gene Ontology annotation, molecular function: telomeric repeat DNA binding; DNA helicase activity; double-stranded DNA binding. The record is from RefSeq and is a predicted model, not a curated record.
CCUCUGUGAUAGGCUAAUGGAGCUGUCACUCAAACUGUGGCGCCUAGGAUGCAUGCGCGGUCGUACGACGUUGAAAGGAAAAAGUUGUAAACCUGUUUUUUUCUGAAACUUAUGUUAAUCAUACUUUUAUUUGAGUAACUAUUGAUACAGUAUAGAGAGAAAUCGGAAAGCAAUGGCAGACUGGAGAGAACAUUAUCAUAAUGAAGAUGAUGAAGCUGAGCAGGACGAAGAAGAAUUUGAAGGCGAUUACAAAAACAGUGGACGCGACAGCUUGGUGUUUUUGGUGGAUGCAUCCAAAGAGAUGUUCAUUAAGGAAGAAGGUGGGGAGUCGACAAAUUUUGAUAUGACUAUGCAGUGUGUGCGUAGUGUGUACACUAGUAAGAUCAUAAGCAGCGACAAAGAUCUGGUGGCUUUGGUUUUCUACGGGACUAAGGAGAGCAAGAACCCCAAAAACUCCUUUAAGCAUGUCUACGUCUACCAUGACUUGGAUUCACCUGGAGCUCAACGUGUUCAGGAUGUUGAUAAGCUGCGGGGUGAGAAAGGAGCUCAGUUGGCUGCAGAAAUCAUGGGAAGUGGGGAAACUUCACUUGGAGAGGCUUUGUGGUGCUGCUCCAACCUCUACAGCGACAUCAAGCUGCGACUGUCACACAAGCGCCUUAUGAUCUUUACUUGCAGGGACGAACCUCAUGGAGGAGACGGUGCAAGAGACAAGCAGGCUCGUACAAAGGCUGGUGACCUCAAGGAGACAGGUGUGGUCAUAGAUUUGAUGCACCUUGCAAAACCUGGAGGGUUUGAUGUUUCCCUGUUCUUCUGUGAUAUUGUAAGCCCUCCUGAAGAUGAGAGUGAGCUCGGCCUUCAACAUGAGCCCAGUGGAAAACUUGAAGACUUGCAGAAAAGGGUCAGAGCGAAAGAGUUGAAGAAAAGAGCUCAAAGCAGAUUAACAUUGUCUCUUGGAGAUGGUGUCAAUCUGGCGGUUGGGGUUUAUGUGUUGGCCAGGACUGCCACCAAACCAUCUGCCGUCAAACUUUACAGAGAAACUAACGAACCUGUCCGCACUAAAACCCGUCUCUUCCACACCCAUAAUGGCAGCUUACUUCUACCAAGCGACACAAAGAGGGCACAGGUUUAUGGGAAGAAACAGAUUGUGAUGGAGAAAAAUGAGGUGGAUGAGAUUAAGAAGUUUGAUGAUCCAGGUUUGGUGCUGAUGGGGUUUAAACCCAUGGACCGCCUCAAAGUGCACCAUCACAUACGGCCUGCGCUCUUCAUAUACCCUGAGGAAGAGCAGAUAUCAGGCAGCUCCUGCAUGUUCACAGCUCUGCUUUUAAAGUGCAGUGAGAAAAAUGUGUUUGCACUGUGCAGAUACAUCCCUCGUCGUAACACUCCACCUCGUUUUGUGGCGCUGGUUCCACAAAGAGAAGAAAUUGAUCAAAGUCAAACCCAGUCAACACCUCCAGGCUUCCACGUGAUUUUCCUACCCUUUGCUGAUGACAUACGCACUCUGGAUGUCCAAGAGUGUCCCACAGCCUCUGAAGAGCAGGUAGACAAGAUGAAAGAGAUCGUGCAUAAGCUCCGCUUCAAAUACAGGAGUGAUGCAUUUGAAAACCCAGUUCUGCAACAGCACUACAGGAAUCUAGAGGCGUUGGCUCUGGAUAUGCUUGCACCUGAGUCUAUUGAGGAUUUAACAAUGCCAAAAGUGGAAAUGAUGGAUAAGCGUCUUGGCUCGCUGGCUCAAGAGUUCAAAGAUUUAGUCUAUCCUCCUGACUAUAACCCAGAAGGAAAGCCUGCAGCUAAGCGCAAACCUGCUGAUUCUGGUGGUGCAGCUGAAAAGAAGCCUAAAAUUGAGAUAUCUGAGGAAGAGCUCAAAAACCAUGUGGCAAAAGGCACCCUGGGCAAACUGACAGUGCCUGUUUUAAAAGAUGCCUGCAAGCUGUUUGGAGUGCGAACAACAGGAACCAAGAAACAGGAGCUGAUCGAUGCUCUGACUAUGAAGCUCUCUUAAUGGCCUAAUGUUGUUAAGGUCUUGCCCCUGUAUAUGAGAGGGGGUUAUCAUCACACCUUGAUGUCAUGCAUACUAGUUCAUGAUAACAAUACAAAAUGUUUUUGUAUGUCUGCACGUUUUAAACGGCUCCCUAAUGAGUCUGUCUUGACAUGUCGGACGUGAUUUGGUUCAGCAUUGUGAUAAUGUCAUAAUGCGUUCAAUAAAUGCUUGAAUUUUGCAGUUUUGACUGCAGUCUUGUUUCACCUCA